AGAGAAAGAGAGAGAGGGGAGGAUGUCACCCAUGGCUGCCACUCAUCACUCACAGCCUAAUGACGCCGCUUUUUUCCCCCUCCUUCCCUCCCCGCCGUGGGAGAGGGACGCUAUGAGAGGAGGGGAAAGGAGGGAGUGCAGCCCGAGUAAACGGGGGUCACUCAGAGUUCACAACCUCCAGGUGGGACUCUCCUCCACUCGGGAGGUAUUUGUGCUGCUGUUGUGACGACUAUCUGGACCAUGUUGCGAUGCUUUAGCGUACAUGCUAGCAUCUGGUUCAAAUGUUUUGGUUUUGUUGUUUUAGGUUUCCUAUAAACCUGCAACAGCAACGGAAAACAUGGUCACAUAUGGGCCAUUUGUUGGCGACGAACGAAGAAACACUCCACACUUGUCCUUGCUGCUCUUAUCCAAAAGCGGAUUUUGAGUUCCCUUGUCGAUGAGCGCUACGGUCGGCCAUUUUUGUUGUCGUGUAACGCUUGUUUUUAUUGUAGGAAGACCAAAACAACAACUGAGAAGUGGUUUUAAAUGUGUGCUUACGACUGCUCAAGCUUUGAAUUGAAAGUGUGAUAAACAAGCCCUGAUUGGCACGGCCACUGUCCUCUUAGCUGCAAAGAAAACCACGCACAACAACCCGGAAAACUUGACAAAUUGCGCUUUCAAGCCCGACAUAACAUAAUAAAUAAACAGACAUCCAAAACGACACUUUUUUUUUACACAUUUUCUAUUUCCGUAAAUGGCUUCGUUAACUAGUCGGGCGUAUGUUUGCGUCCCUACGUAUCAGUUUUCAGCGUACAGGCAAAAACGUGGAAAACAACAGAUGAGACGUAAACGUGGUCAAGAGCCGGCGUCCCGCGUGGAGAAAAGACUUCCUUCUGGCUUUUCCUCUCUGCUCUUAUCCACAAGAUUAUUUUUAAUGCCAUUCAUCGUUGGAGAAUUGGAUGAGCACUUUGGGAUGCCAUUUGUAUUGUGGUUCUGUAGGGUCGGUGCGUGCUUUUAGCCGGUAGCGGGUCACGCCAAUGCAAAUUGCGCUUUGAGAGGGCCUGUUUUCAAAUGCUUGCACUUUCAAGCCCUAAAAUAUCAAAACAACACUUUUUUUACACAUUACAACAGACCUUUAGUACCCGUGUUUAUAUUUUUUAGCCGGUAGGAGGAGGUAAAGCAACACAUAAAACUUCAGCGUCUUUAUGACCCGUCUUGCGUGUCACUCGGUUGUUUGUGUGUUUGCUUGCGGAGAAAACACUUCCUUCUGGGAUUGGCUGGCUUCCUAUCCCAAUCUUUGGAUUUGCGUGCGUGCGUUCGUUCGUGUGUGUGUGUGUGUGUGUGUGUGUGUGUGUGUGUGUGUGUUUCACUUGUCCUCGUAGUUUCUGGGAAGCGUCAGCCGUUUAAAACUCAAACUAUUUUUUUCUCUCUCCCACCACCACCAUCAUCGCCACCUCCCUCACUCUCCUCCUCGCACCAAAUUUGGGGAACAGCUGGGGCGGCCAUGACGAUGAUUUGUCUCCUUCUGCCCGUCCGCUUGACAGCUUCAGAGCACGCACGCACACUCGUCCGCCAUCACUAAUAGACACACACACGCACGCAGUAAGACACAUAGCCUUAUACAGAGGCCAUGUUUUUUCUGGCCGCUGCCAAAACACGGCGAUUUCCUUUAAGCCGCGGCGGCCAUACAUCAACAUGGGGCCUCCCAGCCCGGAUGGCAGGGGCUGACAGAAUGACACGUGUCAUUUAUCAAACGAGGGGGCUCCGGAGAGGGGGGCUUCAGACGGCCGCGUGACAAAGCCCCCGCAACCAAAGCAACAUCUGAGGGGGGACGUGCAUGAGCCGAACACAAGGAAGGUCAAGUCAGCUCCCAACGUUUCUCACAAGUUGUUUCUCCACAUCGAUUGGCUGGACGCUUACGGUCCCGAAGAUGAUUUCAGAGGGGACAAGGCAGAAGAUGAGGAACACCUUCAGGACGACGGCCUAUCCCUGGACGGCCAGGACACAGACAUGUUCAACAACGACGAGGACGGGCGGGAUCGCUUCAGCUGCCAGAACUCGCCGCUCAGUAAUGGCACCAACCCGGACGCCGGGUACGCCUCACCGCUCAGCACGGCCAGCGAUCACCUGGCGGAUCUCCAGGCGUCGCCCUUGGAGAAGCCAGAGGAGACAGUGGAGUCGAUCAACGGCCAGUCCCUGCAGGACAGUUUGGCCAAAAUGAAAGCGGUAUACGCAAACUUGAUCUCUGACGCCUCAUGGUCUAGCAUUGCUUUGGACAUGCUGAAAAGUAAACAAGAGGAUGACAAGACAGACAAAAGUGAUCACAAAGCAAGCAAUGGGCUCCUGAACAAUCACAGCCAGUCUAGCAUCCCAUCAAAGACCAGAUGUAGCUCAAGUAGCACCUCAGCUACGACAAAUACGACCACCAGCAGUACCACGACAUCGCGAACAGCAUCCAGCAACAGUGGUGUCAACUCGGGACUGGCCUACGAUUGGCACCAGGCUGCCUUGGCCAAAACAUUGCAGCACACUCCGUACCAACUCCUCCCUGAGCCUAGCCUCUUCAGCACCGUGCAGCUAUACAGGCAGAACAACAAGCUGUACGGACCUGUUUUUACAGGCGCUAGUAAGUUCCGGUGUAAGGACUGCAGUGCCGCAUAUGACACUUUGGUAGGACUCACUAUCCACAUGAACGAGACUGGACACUAUCGCGACGACAAUAAGGACACAGAGGACGAUCGUGGCAAGAAGUGGUCCAAGCCUCGCAAGCGUUCUCUCCUGGAAAUGGAGGGCAAGGAGGACGCCCAGAAAGUUCUUAAAUGUAUGUACUGCGGCCACUCCUUUGAGUCCUUGCAAGACCUUAGCGUCCACAUGAUCAAAACAAAACACUAUCAGAAAGUGCCUCUAAAAGAACCAAUGCCGGCUCUCACCUCCAAGCUCAUCCCGCCCACCAAAAAGAGAGCCUUUCACGACUUGAUGCUGCCGAACUCCCCUGAUUCUGUCUCAUCUGGCAUCCCCCUCGGAGAGACAGCCAAAGACCAGAAGGCUAUCAAUCCUUAUGUCACUCCCAACAACCGCUACGGUUAUCAGAACGGCGCCAGUUACACCUGGCAGUUUGAGGCACGGAAGGCACAAAUUCUCAAAUGUAUGGAAUGUGGCAGUUCGCACGACACCUUGCAGCAACUGACAGCGCACAUGAUGGUCACAGGACACUUUCUGAAAGUCACCAAUUCAGCGUCAAAAAAAGGGAAGCAGCUGGUUUUCGAUCCGGUCAGCGAGGAGAAGAUCCAGUCCAUUCCUUUGCCGCCAACCACUACCAAACUUCCAGCUCCUAAUGAGAAGUCGCAACCUGACUCCCCUUUGCAGCCGGAGGAGGAGGAGGAGAGUCAGGAGGGAGAGAAUGAUGAGGCAGAGGAAGUGAAAGCAGAUAGAAAAAUAAAAGAAGAAAAGGAGGAUCCACUUGAGAAGCCUGAAAAGGCAAAAUCCUACCAAUAUCUCAGAGAAGAAGACUUGGAGGAGACGCCUAAAGGGGGGCUAGACAUCCUGAAGUCGUUGGCUAACACAGUCUCAAGUGCAAUCAGCAAAGCCCAGACGGGUGCACCAACAUGGGGGGGAUACCCCAGCAUCCAUGCCGCCUAUCAGCUCCACGGCUCCCUGAAAUCUGUGUCUUCCUGUGCACAGGUUCAGCCUUUAUUCAGCAGCAACACCUUAAAGGCACCGCCCUGCGACUUGGCGCCCUGUAGCCCCACAUCACCUCCCAGCCACAGGAACAACAACAUGCAGGCCAUGGAAAAGUUAGUGGAGAAAGUUAGCGGGAAGAGUUCAGUGAAAGAGGAGAAGCCCUUAGAGAAGGUCAGGUGUGCUAAGUCGUCACUGACAAGUUCCAAAGAGAAACGGGCUUCACCUAAGCUGGGAGAAGACACCACCGAGUUUAGAAGCAAAGAAUACGAUCAAACGAGAACCAACAUAAAGGAGGAGGUGACGUCACCAAAAAAGCUUGAUGGCGAUGGCUGCAAUAAUCUGAGCAUCAUCACUGACCACUCACCUGAGCAGCCGCUAGUUAACCCUCUCAGUGCCCUGCAGUCCAUCAUGAACAACCACUUGGGGAAAGCUGCUAAAGUGGCGACCGCCUUCAGCGACCCCUUUGCCAUGCUUUACAAGAUCAACAAUAAAUCUGCUCCAGUGAAGGAGCCUGUGAAUGCGUACCAAAGUGACGAUCAGCCCAUGGACUUGACGAAAUCAAAGGGCACCAACGGAGGAACGACGACAAACCAUGGCCUCACCAACGGACAACCAGGUAACAAAAGCCCUCCUCUUCGGGAAAACGCUUUAAUGGAUAUAUCGGACAUGGUGAAGAACCUGACAGGCCGCUUGACGCCGAAGUCUACAACGCCGUCAUCUAUCUCUGACAAGUCAGACGUAGAUGCUGUAACUUUCGAGGACAGCCUUGAGGAACUGUCGCCUAUCCAAAGAAGGAAAGGCCGGCAGUCUAACUGGAAUCCCCAGCACCUCCUUAUCCUCCAGGCCCAGUUUGCCUCCAGCCUGAGAGAAACCCCUGAGGGGAAGUUCGUCAUCAGCGACCUCGGACCCCAGGAGAGGGUGCACAUCUGCAAAUUCACUGGUCUCUCCAUGACCACCAUAUCGCAUUGGCUGGCCAAUGUCAAAUACCAGUUGAAGCGGACAGGCGGCACCAAGUUCCUCAAGAACAUGGACUCUGGCCAGCCAUUGUUUUUGUGCGGCGACUGCGCUUCUCAGUUCAGAACUCCUUCCUCCUACAUCCACCACUUGGAGUCCCACCUCGGGUUCACCCUGAAGGACCUCUCCAAGCUGUCCAUAGAUUUAAUAGAGCAGCAGGUAGUCAGCAGGAUGGACGAAAAGGCAUUAUCGGGGUUCAAAGAAGAUGACAGCGUUGGCGGCGGGUGUGUGAAUCAGUGCAAACUGUGCAAUCGGACAUUUGUGACUAAGCAUGCCAUCAAGUUGCACCUUUGCAAAACGCACGGCAAGUCGCCAGAGGACCAUCUCAUCUUUGUCAAAGACUUUGAAAAGCAGUGACUUGGCGAGGUUUUACUCGGAGCUUACUAGACGUGUACAAAGUAUCAAAGCACGUUGUCAUCAAAACAUGCUAGCUUUACGCCACAUCAUGUAAGUAGUCAUACAUGCAGAACGUCCAUAAAGGUGCGGGGGGGCCCGCACUGUUCCAAAGUUGAAUUUGUGGUGAUGUAACCACAGCACUGCGAAGUCACUGACUGUCGCUUUUUUUUUUUUUAUAAACGCACUGCAUCUUUUAUGAGCCUUUUGGGAAUUGUCCAUCUGUUGUUUUUAAAAACUGGACCACGCUCCUUCCUGUCUGUCACGGACAACUUGCAUAUUAUUUAUGAGACGGUUGUGCAUGUUUUCACAUCAAAGCGGAAAUUGCGUCCUGGUUUAAAAUGAAAUUUGACAGCCAUUGAAAUGAAGGAAAAUUGGUAUUUUCAGCUUAAUUUAAACAAGUGUGAAUGAAUAAAAACAUAAUCAGGCAUUUGUUUGUUUAAUAGCAAAAAAAAAAAGUGUUUAAGUAUCAUUUCCUAAUUGUUUGUACAGUAUUUGCAUUAGUUGUCAAAUGAAUGAAGUUAUCGUAUGAAUAAUCAGCAAGGACGUGCUUGCUCAUUAUGAUUAUUUGUACCAUGUGCAUUUUUCUAUAAUGUUAUUUUCUAGACAAAGAUGGCUGAAAGUGUAAAAAGCUACAGAGUAAUGAUCCCGUAUUGGGGCUGACAUAAAAAAGGAGGAACGGAGAAUAAAGAACACAUUCUCAAGGUUUUUUUUUGCAAUGAUGUUAUUUUAGGUUGUAAAAUAAACUCCAUGGUUUCAAAUGCAAUGUUGUGCUGUCCUUUUAUACUACUACUAAUAAGGUAUUCUGUCUAUAAGUAGGCUUUACAAAUACAUUAUCAAGGACCACAACGAGACGAAUAACUUGGAAAAUAUACAAAAAACUAGGGAUGCACGAUAUCUUUUUUCAAGCCUAUACCAAUA
Molecule: messenger RNA, 5988 nt
Organism: Dunckerocampus dactyliophorus (ringed pipefish)
Lineage: Eukaryota; Metazoa; Chordata; Actinopteri; Syngnathiformes; Syngnathidae
Product: teashirt homolog 1-like
Exons: 2
Coding region: 1990-5031 (1013 amino acids)
Biological process (GO): regulation of transcription by RNA polymerase II
Cellular component (GO): nucleus
Molecular function (GO): DNA binding; DNA-binding transcription factor activity, RNA polymerase II-specific
Source: RefSeq, a predicted model, not a curated record